Desarmillaria tabescens is the source of this 1952-nucleotide messenger RNA. RefSeq lists its product as uncharacterized. Gene Ontology annotation, molecular function: fructokinase activity; glucokinase activity; ATP binding. Gene Ontology annotation, cellular component: cytosol; mitochondrion. The record is from RefSeq and is a predicted model, not a curated record. NCBI's taxonomy places the organism in Eukaryota, Fungi, Basidiomycota, Agaricomycetes, Agaricales, Physalacriaceae. The transcript is spliced from 9 exons. Gene Ontology annotation, biological process: glucose 6-phosphate metabolic process; glycolytic process; carbohydrate phosphorylation. Bases 83 to 1618 code for a protein of 511 amino acids.
ACCGUUCAUUCAUCAUUUACUUGACAUGUAAAUACGACCUUACUUCCCCACUUACCACCAUCUCCCUUUGUCGUAUUCAGCGAUGGCCUCGACUUCUUCUUAUUUCUUUCGCGAUCCUCAGGCUGUCCUGGACGAUAUAAACUAUCAGUUUCAGCUCGAGCCCAGUACUUUAAUUGGUCUCGCCAAGACUUUCCUCGAGGAAUUCAGACUUGGUCUCUCAAAUUAUGGGUACCCGAUGGCGAUGAUUCCUACAUUCGUCACCGGUGUCCCAGACGGAACAGAAACAGGGACCUUUCUCGCUCUUGAUCUAGGAGGAACAAAUUUGCGCGUCUGUGAAGUCGUUUUGAACGGUGACAAGACAUUUUCCCUUAGGCAGCAGAAAUACAAGGUCUCAGACACCCUGAAAACUGGAGAAGCUUCGGUAUUAUUUGACUACCUUGCUGAUUCCGUCGAUGCCUUUCUGACCACCCAUUCUAACGACUCUGUCCCAUCAUCCGGCGAUUCCCCAGAUGUCCUUCCCCUUGGAUUGACAUUUUCUUUCCCGGUUGAGCAAACUGCGCUGAAUUCCGGGAAAAUCCUCACAUGGACCAAAGGUUUUGCCGCUAAACAUGCUAUUGGCAAUGAUGUUGUGCAGCUGUUGCAGGACGCAUUUGACCGGAAGCACAUGCACGUCAAAUGCGUCGCGCUGGUAAACGACACUGUUGGUGCCCUUCUCUCACGUUCAUAUACUUCUGGCGGUUGUAUGCUAGGGAGUAUUUUCGGAACAGGAACCAAUGGCGCAUAUGUUGAGAAGGUCAGCAACAUCACCAAGUUGGGAAACUCUCCUGCGGUCGCAAAGGGCGGCGUAAUGGUCGUGAACACGGAAUGGGGCGCGUUUAACAAUUCACGAACUCAUCUUCCUUCCACUCCCUACGACAACACGCUGGAUCGGCAGUCUAUCAAUCCCACGUUCCAAGCUUUCGAGAAGUUUAUUUCUGGCAUGUAUCUUGGGGAAAUUACGCGUCACAUCUUGCUUUCACUGAUUGACGCCGCGCCAAAACCCAUCUUAUUUGGCGGCAAAUCAACGGCAUCACUGAACAAGCAAUGGGGCAUUGACACGAGCGUGAUGAGCGACGUGGAGACCGCCUGGGAAAGUACAAAGCACACAACGGAGAACCCGACACCCAAAUUCUCCGACUUUAAAGAUUCCGAGUUAGACGAGAAGACAAAGGCCAAGCUGCAGGCUAUACGGUCUGUUCUUAUUAGUCGAUUAGGAUACAAAGAGGAGGAUGUUUGCCUUCGCGAUGCAGCGAUUGUGAAGUGGGUUUGCACACUCGUUGCUCGACGCGCGGGACUUCUUAGUGGUGUCGCCGUUGCUGCUGUCCUUCUACAAACCGAGAGGGCGACUUUUGCUGAUGCCCAGACAAACGGAGUACCGGACAACUCGGAUGAACACUUCAAAGUUGGUGUGGACGGAAGCUUGGUUGAAUUCUAUCCUCACUUCGAGAAGAUCAUGCGCGAAUCUAUUCGGAUUAUUGUUGGGGGUGAUGUGGAAAAACGAGUGGAAAUUGGUAUGGCCAAAGACGGCAGUGGUGUCGGCGCCGCAUUAUGUGCUCUACAAGCUACUAAACAGCAAUAAAUCUAACUAACGGCAUACAUUGUCGGAAUACUGUACUCGUAUUAGAGACGUACACGUAAGUGUAUUACUGUAUUAUAACCUCUUGGACAUGCUGCUAGGGAACAAAUUUAUUGAGGGAGAUUAACUGCGUCAAUGCUUGAGAUCUUGAGAGGUGGAUUGUUUGCUCUAAACCCGGCAAUGUCUGAUCUUCCAGUGGCCGGGCUGCAGAUGCCUGGGAUUUGAUACACAUAAUAACACAUUCUCGAGAGUUCAGUUAACGCCGGUUCGUUAGGCUGCGUAAAUAUUUAGUAUUUACAGUUCGUUUAUUUACGCAAACACACUAUGAGUUAUGGGU